Gigantopelta aegis is the source of this 1882-nucleotide messenger RNA. Its product is annotated as putative ferric-chelate reductase 1. The record is from RefSeq and is a predicted model, not a curated record. The transcript is spliced from 4 exons. The coding region runs from base 90 to 677 and encodes 195 amino acids. Gene Ontology annotation, molecular function: oxidoreductase activity, acting on metal ions. Lineage: Eukaryota; Metazoa; Mollusca; Gastropoda; Neomphalida; Peltospiridae.
UAUCUGAGAUUCAUUUUGCGGUUGCCACAUCACGCCAGUUCUCGCCUUGGUCGGACACGGUUUAACUUCCCCCUUCAACUUGUGUAGAGAUGGAUUUUACGCUUGUCUGCUGUUUGCUGAUUUCUGGACUGGGCGUGGCUCGGGCCUUGCCCGGUGGCGCCCCGGCGAAGGCGUGCGCGGCCCUGUUACCUAUGCAUACUGGAAUCUCUCCGUCCACAGAAACGGUGCCAUACACCUUUACUUUCAGUCAGUCUACAUACACUCCUGGGAAGGCAAUUACAGUGACCAUAACAACGUCAAAUGAGCAGCAAUACCCCAUUGCGGGUUUCCUGCUGCAGGGGCGACGAACCCAGGGAAACACUGGCACGUCUGUCGGAACGUUCUCCAACCCGACAGGUAAAACCAAACUUCUCACCUGUAACACGGCCGGCGAUUCGUUCACGCACUCGGCAGCGGAAGCCAGGGGCAAGACGGUACAGAUCACAUGGAACCCACCUAGCAGCGACGCCGGAAACAUUGUCAUCAGGGGAACUGUGGCAGCUUCUAAGAAGGUCUUCUUUGGUGUCCUGAAUUCCAGCGAAAUAACGUAUGUCAAGCCUUCCACGGGCACCGCAACAGGUCCGGCAGCUCUUCUCAUCUUUGUGAUAAGCAGUGUGAUGGCGAUCUUGUUCUUGUAACGUCAUCACCGGAUAUCGUCACUAGGAGGCCGUAUUAACGCACAACCACGAUGACGUCAACGGAUUGUGCGCCAAUCAAAAUGCGUGUCUUCUAAAAUAUCAACAUUAUAGUACAUUUUAAGUACCUCUUAAAUAUUUGAAAUGGCUAGAUGUGUUGCUUUACAUUUAAUAAUGACUGUUAAUAAUAGCAGAAAUAUUUUUUAUGAAACUGUUACCAUUAUUUUGUUAUAAUAUUAAUUAUCGUUUGAUUAAAAAACAAUCUGUCACAGAACAGUACUGUAUUACGCUCAGACCGUUACAACGACAUAUGAGGAACAAGAUAGACUAACCACAGUACGCACACCCCAAUAGAUACACUCAUUUGAUUAAAAUUGUUGUUGUCUUUACAUUGGUAAACGAUAUUAUAAAUCAUGGCGCUGACAUUGUAACUUGAAGAUAAAUAUACUGAUUGAAAAGAAGUAAGGGAACAUAUGCCAUUUAGAACCACAUUUAAUUCACCACUAGAGUACUUACGCUUGUAUAAAAUACAGAGAUGUUAUGUUUGAUUGAAUUACUGUGAAAUUGACUGUAAAUAACACUGUUAACUUCCUAGCACUGUGGAUGAGGAUUUUGAUAACGGUCAAUAUUUGGUGUUACUACCCGUAUCCCCGUAUUUCUUUUCAACAGUAUAUAUUUUCGCUAUGUUAAAUGGUGUCAGCCUACUGCUUGUAUAUAUAAAAUCUCCUUGAGUUUAUUUGCAUGUAAACAAAUAUUCAAUAGACUUGUAUGAAGGUUAAAACCGAAGAAUCCAUAGUAUUCAUUGUAACAAAUACGACAAUAAUAUAAAUUAAUUUCUAUGUUACUAAUAGGAUUCAAGAGAAACACCCAUUUUGAAUCAAACAAGAACGGAUCCAAGGGGAUGAACCAGAAGAACAUAUUUCCCCUAAAAUCACACAAGUGCCUUUUAACACUUUGUUUACGCGUUUCAUUUUUCGAAUGUAAAACCUUUAUUCGUGUGCCCAUUUGCUUUAGGUCCAUCCUUAAAGAAAUAAUAAUAAUAAUUUUAAAAAUUUACGCUCGAAACAUAUUUUAGUUACCGUAACAGUGAUGAAGGUCGCUAAAGGCAGAUUGAAACAGGCUGACGUUUCUGUCAUUUUGUAUCAGUGCACAUGUAUUUACACUUUAUAUAUUUGUUGUAAAAAUUUAAAAUAAAACUAAUAAAAUUC